Molecule: messenger RNA, 1135 nt
Organism: Penaeus monodon (black tiger shrimp)
Lineage: Eukaryota; Metazoa; Arthropoda; Malacostraca; Decapoda; Penaeidae
Exons: 4
Source: RefSeq, a predicted model, not a curated record
CGGCGUGAUUUGAACAUCCACUCGACACUUAUUUGCCCACACUAUGAGAUCGACAUUUCUGGCUCUUAUGACUUGGAGUUCUCUCCAAAUCACCUGAGGAGUGAAUAUCACCUUCGCCUGUCUCCUGGGAGAGAACAGUCUAUCUUAGUCGAACUCAGUCAUCAGUAUGAUGUCGAAACACUUGGACGCAUCAACGUGCAGGCUGAGGACCUGAAGUCUUCCUUUGAAUUUGUUUUCAAUAAGAUUGCAGCUGGCCACUACAAAGCUCAAGUGACUGCUGAAUUUAAUGAGAAAGAAAUGGCUUUGGAAGGAAACUUUAAGGAUAAUUCCGUGGCCGGUAAAAUCAAUACCAUUGUCGAUGGAUUCUUCAAGACAUCUGACUUCGACUGGAAAUCCAACCUCGGUAUCUAUGCAGACGAGGACAAAGCCAAUGUUAACUUCAAGAUUAAUUCCGACAGGAACGAAUACAUGGCCAAGUUUGAGGGCACCCGCACUUCCCUCCUAAUUGAAUCGAACUUCGUCAAACACAUUCUUGUCAAUGCCCACGUAACCAGUACACAGGACAUGAAGAAACUACAUGUUGCUGCCGAAUGGGACAAAGAUGUAGAUCCUACAAAAGCUUUCGUCAUUGACGGACAGUUUGCUAAUGGCGAAGUCGGAGCGGCAUUUAGAUAUGGCGAGAAGGAAGUGUCCAUCAUUGGCAAGCUAAUUGACAGUGGUGUGGAGGUGGAAACUAAAUGGGCUGCUGACAAGAGAAUCUUUGUCAAUGUUCACUACACACUUGGGAAUACCAAGUCGCUGGCAGCUACAGUGCAGACGCCAUUCCAAGGCUGGGAAAAACAGGAUGCCACCUUUACCUUCUCCAUCACUGAUCAUGAAGUUGAGAGUCGCUUUUCUGCUACAUGGAGGAACACACAGCAAAUGGCACUUACUGUCACUGGCAAGGUAGAACCUGGACUCUUUACCAAUGCUCUUUCCACCAAAGUUGCAUUCACAAGCACCUUUGAUAACUAUGAGCGUAUCUCAUUCUCUCUGGAUCACAACAUGGUUGAUUCCACCAUCAAGACUCAAUUGGAGGGUGCCUGGAACCAAGAGAAAAUGGAAGGCAGCUUCCAACUCACUCCUAACACAAAUG